UCGGUGUUUUUUCGGGGCUUUAUCCGGUGGACGCUGUACAACAGUGAUGACAUUAUCUAAUGAACUUUGAGUUCAGGAAAAAAGGUGACUAAAACUUUCAGAUGGGAAAGAGGACUUUCGGAGGUCGUGGGGAAGGAUGUGGGUGUGGUAUCGGCUGCGGAUGUGGAUGCUGCGGCAAUUCUGCUUUGUGUAAAUUGUGUCUUGUAUUGUUCAACACUAUUUUCCUGAUUUCUGCCGCCGCAUUUGUCGGUAUAGGAAUAUGGGUCAAGGUCGAGAAAAGAUUCGUCAGUUUACAAGAUCUUGUGGAUCAUGGCCUCGGUGACAGCACACUGACAAAUGCAGGAUUGGCUCUGAUAGGGUUCGGACUUUUUGUUGUUGUUGUCAGUGCAUUUGGUUGUCUGGCGGUCUACCGUGGAAGUAAAUGUUUGAUAUUUUUGUACGUAAUAUGUCUGCUGGUUAUAUUUGGAUGUUGUGUGGCAGCAGCUGUUGUGUACGGGAAAUUUAAAGGGGAGAUUGAUGAUUCCUUCUCAAAUUCACUCAAAAAGACCAUCAAGACCUAUAAAGAAGGGAGUGAUAAUGCUGAUGAUUGGGAUAACGUUCAGACCUGGCUCAAAUGCUGUGGAUCAAAGGGUCCGAAAGACUAUACGGAAGUGAAAUUCAAUGAGCCGUACAUGUUUGUCCCGACCACUUGUUGCGUUUUGACAAACACGGACGCCGACCACCCGACACCACAAAAUGGUACACAGUGUCAGAUGGACGCUCGCAUGUACAUCGAUGGAAAUAUUACAUCUUCUCAUGUUCUUGAAACAACUGGAUGUUUUACCAGCCUACAGGACAUUAUUUAUGCCAACGUCGCCACUAUAAUUGGUGUUGGAGUUACAAUUGCUGUCCUACAGAUUGUGACAUUUUUCCUGGCAAUUGGUAUGUGUAUGGACCCCGAAAACAAGUACCGGAAUAUGACAUAAACUAUAAAUUUAUAUGGAAGGACAACUUACAUUCGCUACAUUAUGGGAGAUAAUAAUUGAGAAAAAAAUUCUCUUGUAUUUUAAAGUGACAUUAUGCUCAUAUUUUCAUUGUCAAGUUGAGCUGAAUUGACUUUAUAUUUCAAAAGAUUGACUGGUUAAAUGACUUUUGACCAACAGAUUAUAUUGGAAAAUGUUUAGGAUAAAAUUUAAAAUCUGAAAAAAAUACAAAAA
Ruditapes philippinarum (Manila clam) is the source of this 1196-nucleotide messenger RNA. Its product is annotated as tetraspanin-6-like. Bases 102 to 965 code for a protein of 287 amino acids. Gene Ontology annotation, cellular component: membrane. Lineage: Eukaryota; Metazoa; Mollusca; Bivalvia; Venerida; Veneridae. The record is from RefSeq and is a predicted model, not a curated record. The transcript is spliced from 9 exons.